AUGGCACCAGCUUUGGGGGAGCCUCCCGUAACGGAGGAACGGGCCCAGUUUGAGCUCAUCAUGAAGCACGGCCAUCACGACCUGGUCCAGGCAGUGGCAUUCAACGCCUACGGCGACCGCUGCGCCACAGGCUCCGUUGAUGGCAAGAUCAGGGUCUUCAACCGCCACAAGGACAGCAUCUGGAGGUUAUGUGAUACCUGGACAGCUCAUGGCGGCGAGAUACUUGAGUUGCAAUGGCUCCCGCCAACCGUCUAUCCCAAUGUCGUCGCAUCACUCGGCAUAGAGGGCCGCUUCAAGCUCUGGGCAGAAGACCCUUCCGCCGCCCCGGGCCGCCGCUUUGGCAGCCGUUCCAAGGAUAACGCCAAAGCUGCCUUCGAGCAUCGCUCUCCUCGCGCCCCAUACCGCUCAUUCUCCAUCAAGCACAACGAGGAGACGCGCCAGACUCAUCUUGCCCUCCUGGCCGCCGACGGCAGGCUGACUGUCCACGAGAACGAGAUGUCCGAGAACCUGUCCGACUGGACCCAGAUGGACGAGCUGUCGACCUGUGACAAGCCUGCCCGCGGCGAGGAGACCUCCUUCCGCGUGCGCUUCGACCCCAACAUUGACCCUUGCUACAACGCCCUGCGCGCCGGCAUGCCCACCGACACGCUGAGCCUGGUUGUCGCCGCCAUGGACAAGGUCAAGAUCUACCGCACCCGCGACGUCGUCAUCCACUCCUACGGCGUCCCGUCCACCAAGAAGGAGUUCUACGAGGCCGCCGUGGUGUCGGCGCACCGCGGGCUGGUCCGGGAUGUCGCAUGGGCGCCGGGGAACAUCAGGGGCUACGAUAUCAUUGCGUCGGCUUGUAUGGAUGGCUACGUGAGGGUCAUACGCGUCGAUACUCCGCACGACAGCAACGACGGUAGGUCGUGGUCCUCGAGCGACCUGGUCAAGGGCGGCUCUCGCCCUGAGGCCUCGUCCAGGGCCGCCGGCAACGGAUCAGGUGGGGGCCAGGCGCAGCACCCCUCGGGCAUCAGCCAGGGUGUACACCAUCCCACGGCAGACGGCGACAGGAGGAAGAACCAGGCUGGCCACAUCUACCACACCAUGCAGUCGCUCUCCAUGCUGGAGAACCACAGGACUCCGAUGUGGAGGGUCGGGUUCGACGACGACGGGCAGAUCCUGGGGUGUGUUGGGGACGACGGCAAGCUCCUCUGCUUCCGGCAACAGGCCGAUGGGCAGUGGCGCAAGAGCUCAGAAAUCGGCAUUAUGAAGAUGAAAAUGGCAGUCCCUUCAUGA
Molecule: messenger RNA, 1278 nt
Organism: Diaporthe batatas
Lineage: Eukaryota; Fungi; Ascomycota; Sordariomycetes; Diaporthales; Diaporthaceae
Exons: 2
Coding region: 1-1278 (425 amino acids)
Biological process (GO): positive regulation of TORC1 signaling; cellular response to amino acid starvation
Cellular component (GO): Seh1-associated complex; nuclear pore outer ring
Molecular function (GO): structural molecule activity; protein binding
Source: RefSeq, a predicted model, not a curated record